AUGACCCCUCCCCACUCUUAUUACCCAGUGGGCGUAAAGAUCACCAACUACGUCCCUAACGAAUGGAGCACCCUAGCGCUGGUCUCUACCUUUGCUGCUACCUGCAUAAUCGUCCUAUCAGCCGCCAAAACCAUCGCGACGAAUGUAAACCCUCGCGGCUCCAUCCACCUCAUUCUCGAAGGCUACUAUGCCAUAAACUUCGCCACCCUUUCGAGCUCCCAACAACUCCUCGCGCAACUAUGGAAGGAAUACUCCAUGUCUGAUUCGCGGUAUCUCACUUCGCAUGCCUUUGUCAUGUCUAUGGAGUCCAUUACCGCCUGGUUCUGGGGCCCGUUAUCCUUCCUCCUUGCGUCUUUCAUCGUCACGGAUAAUCCCUUGCGACACCCACUGCAGAUUAUCAUCUCCACUGGACAGCUUUACGGGGAUGUGCUGUACUACGGGACCUGUGCAUUUGACUUCCUGGUCUAUGGGGUUGAGUACUCGAGGCCCGAGAAUUAUUACUUUUAUGGGUACUUUGUGCUGUUGAAUGGGUUUUGGAUUGUUAUUCCAGUUUUGCUCAUUGCCAAUAGUGUGAAAGCUUGUGGGAGGGCUUUUUCGGAGGUCAAGAAGACGAGGACGGUCGGAAGCAAUGGCGAUGCAAAGAAAACGCCUUGA
This is a messenger RNA of Penicillium samsonianum, 654 nucleotides long. Its product is annotated as EXPERA domain-containing protein. The record is from RefSeq and is a predicted model, not a curated record. Gene Ontology annotation, molecular function: steroid Delta-isomerase activity; cholestenol delta-isomerase activity; C-8 sterol isomerase activity. The coding region runs from base 1 to 654 and encodes 217 amino acids. Gene Ontology annotation, biological process: sterol biosynthetic process. Lineage: Eukaryota; Fungi; Ascomycota; Eurotiomycetes; Eurotiales; Aspergillaceae. Gene Ontology annotation, cellular component: membrane; endoplasmic reticulum. The transcript has 3 exons.